CCUCUAUCGACUUUAGCGUCUCCACCGGUUUGCCAGUCUCUCAGGUCGCCUGUCCUGCAUCCAUUUGUCUUCCCCUCUCUCUCUACUCCUUGUGUGUGGCCGCAAAAAGCCAGUUUAACCCUCUGCCAAGAUGGAGGCCAUCAAAAAGAAGAUGCUUAUGCUGAAGUUGGACAAGGAGAAUGCACUGGACCAGGCUGAACAAGCUGAAGCAGACAAGAAAGCAGCUGAAGACAGAAGCAAGCAGCAUGAAGAUGAACUUCUGCAAAUGCAAAAGAAGCUGAAGGGGACAGAGGACGAGCUCGAUAAAUACUCUGAGGCCCUGAAGGAUGCUCAGGAGAAGCUCGAGGUGGCCGAUAAGAAGGCUGCUGACGCUGAAGCAGAAGUGGCCUCCCUGAACAGACGUAUCCAGCUAGUGGAAGAGGAGUUGGACAGAGCUCAGGAGAGACUGGCAACAGCUCUGCAGAAGCUGGAGGAGGCUGAGAAGGCUGCAGAUGAGAGCGAGAGAGGUAUGAAGGUGAUUGAGAACAGGGCCCUGAAGGAUGAAGAGAAGAUGGAGCUUCAGGAGAUUCAGCUGAAGGAGGCUAAACACAUCGCAGAGGAGGCCGACCGCAAGUACGAGGAGGUGGCUCGUAAACUGGUGAUCGUAGAGGGAGAGUUGGAACGUACAGAGGAGAGGGCAGAGCUGGCCGAGGCUAAAUGUGCUGAACUGGAGGAGGAGCUGAAGAACGUAACAAAUAACUUGAAGUCUCUGGAGGCUCAGGCUGAAAAGUACUCUCAAAAGGAGGACAAAUAUGAGGAAGAGAUCAAGAUCUUGACCGACAAGCUCAAAGAGGCUGAGACCCGAGCUGAGUUUGCAGAGAGGUCUGUGGCCAAGCUGGAGAAGACUAUCGAUGAUCUGGAAGACGAGCUUUACGCACAGAAACUGAAGUACAAAGCCAUCAGUGAGGAACUGGACCACGCCCUCAAUGACAUGACCUCUAUCUAAACGUCCAGAAGCUCCAACGUGCUGCCAGACUCAGCCUUUCACUGCCCAACAUCAUCUCUUGGCUCACCUCCUUUCUCAGUCUGUUCCCUCCCCCCUCUUAUUCUGUCUCAUGUCAUCUUUCCUCAUUCCUCAGCCGCUGAACUGUUGAAGUCUCUCCCUCUGCGCGCCUGUUGUACUUUGUUUUUAGCACUUUUUUCAGGGUAUAUCUGCUGAACUUACUCCUUUACAACCAGUCUCUAAACUAAAAUCCAUCGUUCAUUGUAUGUUUUCUGUCUGAUUGCAACUCUUCGUGGUGCUUCUGUGUCGACUCUGUGUUAAACAAGGGAGGGGAGUUAAUGCAUCCGUGUCUGGCUGUUUUUGUUACACUUGAACUUUUAAUGUUUCUAUUGAUGUUAUAUACAAUGUAUAAAACUUAAUACAUCAGUAAUAUCAAGCGGUUAAUAGACUUGAAUCACCAAAAUAUACUGCUGUUUAGUAUUUUGUCAACCCCAAAAAAUAAACAACAGCACAACUACAGCCUCUGAAAUGAUCGACACGUCUCUAAAACUAUAACAAACGAUAUUCAUGAACCUUCAUGAAGAUUUGUUGGAUUAGCCUGCAUCAGUUUGAACUUAUAAAUAAAUAAACUGACACUGA
Messenger RNA from Larimichthys crocea (large yellow croaker), 1621 nucleotides. It is a transcript of the gene tpm3, whose product is annotated as tropomyosin 3. Lineage: Eukaryota; Metazoa; Chordata; Actinopteri; Sciaenidae. Bases 131 to 985 code for a protein of 284 amino acids. The record is from RefSeq and is a predicted model, not a curated record. The transcript has 10 exons.